AAGCCCAUGAAACUCAAGCCACAGUCAAAUAUUCUUUCUUUGUAGUAGCUGCAUUCUAGAGUUUCUCAACUUGCUUCUACAAUGGCAGCUGCUACAAUGGCUCUCUCUUCUCCUUCUUUGGCCGGAAAGGCAGUAAAACUCUCACCAUCUUCCUCUGAAAUCACUGGAAAUGGAAAAGUCACCAUGAGGAAGACUGCCAGCAAGGCCAAGCCAGUUUCUUCUGGCAGCCCAUGGUAUGGUCCUGACCGUGUCAAAUACUUGGGUCCAUUCUCUGGUGAUGCCCCAAGCUACUUGACCGGUGAGUUCCCUGGUGACUAUGGAUGGGAUACUGCUGGACUUUCAGCUGAUCCAGAAACUUUUGCCAAGAAUCGUGAGUUGGAGGUGAUCCACUGUAGAUGGGCCAUGCUUGGAGCUCUUGGUUGUGUCUUCCCCGAGCUCUUGGCCCGUAACGGUGUCAAGUUUGGUGAGGCUGUAUGGUUCAAGGCUGGAUCCCAAAUUUUCAGCGAGGGUGGACUUGACUACUUGGGAAACCCAAGUUUGGUCCACGCACAAAGCAUCUUGGCUAUUUGGGCAUGCCAAGUUGUGCUGAUGGGAGCUGUUGAAGGUUACCGUGUUGCUGGUGGACCUCUCGGUGAGGUUGUUGACCCACUUUAUCCCGGCGGUAGCUUCGAUCCAUUGGGCCUCGCUGACGAUCCCGAGGCUUUUGCUGAGCUUAAAGUAAAAGAGAUCAAGAAUGGUAGACUUGCUAUGUUCUCCAUGUUUGGAUUCUUUGUUCAAGCUAUCGUUACUGGAAAGGGUCCAUUGGAGAACCUUGCCGACCACCUUGCAGAUCCAGUUAACAACAAUGCCUGGGCCUUCGCCACAAACUUUGUCCCCGGGAAGUGAAGUUUUUAGAAUAGAGUCUACACUAUUAUUUGAUGGCCUUGUAAAGCUACUGUGAAUUACAUGACAUUAUAUUUUAAUUUUGCCAGGUCUUCAAUAAUUGUGUAGUUCUCAGUUACCUUUUAUGUUCUUUUCAUAAAUUAAAUACAAUUAAAAGGGGGACAAAAGAUCUCCCAAGUUGAAUUUUUGGAACACAAA
This is a messenger RNA of Lycium barbarum (goji berry), 1080 nucleotides long. RefSeq names its product chlorophyll a-b binding protein 40, chloroplastic. The record is from RefSeq and is a predicted model, not a curated record. Gene Ontology annotation, biological process: photosynthesis, light harvesting in photosystem I; response to light stimulus. Gene Ontology annotation, cellular component: chloroplast thylakoid membrane; plastoglobule; chloroplast envelope. NCBI's taxonomy places the organism in Eukaryota, Viridiplantae, Streptophyta, Magnoliopsida, Solanales, Solanaceae. The coding region runs from base 82 to 885 and encodes 267 amino acids. The transcript has a single exon.